GAAGAAGAAAAUCCUUGUUUAUAGACGCAUUGAUUACCCGCAUGAUGGAGACCAUUUGUUUAGUUUUAUCAAAGAUCUAAUUUUAGAGUGGAACAUAGAUAAGAAGUUAUUUUCAAUGGUAGUCGAUAAUGCAACGAGUAAUGAUGUCAUGGUGAGACUCUUAAAGCGAUGGCUACAUGACCAAGGAUUACUACAUUUGGGUGGACAAUUGUUUCAUGUGCGUUGUAGCGCACACAUAUUGAAUUUAGUUGUUCAGGAUGGUUUGAAGGUGAUUGGUAGUCUUAUUUCAAAAAUCUGAGAAAGUGUGAGAUAUUUAGGGAGGUCUCCUUAUGGAAAACAAAAAUUUGAUGUUGCAGUGAAUCAUGUUAAGUUACAUCAUAAAAAGAAAGUCCCCAUGGAUGUUCCUACUAGAUGGAACUCCACUUAUUCAAUCCUUGAAGCUGCAUUAGAUUUGAAAAGUGCAUUCCACCGCUUAGGGCAAAUUGACAAACAAUAUAAGCACAAUCCUUCUGAGGAUGAGUGGAAUGUAGCAAAUGUGAUUUGUGGGUGCUUGAAGAUUUUUUUUGAUGCUACAUCUCACUUUAGUGGUACCACUUUUCUGACUUCAAAUGUGUUUUUUCCCGAUAUUUGUCUUAUUCAACUUGAAAUGAAAAAAUGGGAGCAAAGUGAGUAUGAUUGCAUUCGAUUGAUAGCCGGUCCAAUGAGAGUGAAAUUUCAAAAAUAUUGGGAAGAAUGUUCUUUGGUGUUAGCAAUUGCAGUGGUUCUUGAUCCGAGAUUUAAAAUGGACUUGGUGGAAUACUACUUUGGGCUUAUUUAUGGUGUUGAUGCUAAUAAGCAUAUUCAGAGGGUCCGUAAUGGUUUUGUUGAUCUUUUUUAUGAGUAUAGGAGUGAUUCUUCUGAUUUUAUGAGUAGCAUUGCACUUGUUUCUAAAAAUAGUAGCUCAAGUGGUAGUCAGUUGCUUGUCGGUUCUUCGAAACAAGAAAGUUUGGCUGCUUUUCAUGCGUGGUAUGCCCCAGAACGUGCUUCUAACAUUCAUGCCUAUCAAAAAUCAGAGGUGGAGCAAUACUUGGAGGAGUUGGUGUUUCCAAGUAAUGAGAGCUUCAAUAUUCUACAUUGGUGGAAAGUGAAUAAAGCAAAAUUUCCUACUUUGGCAAGGAUAGCUCGUGAUGUUUUAAGUGUUCCUGCUACUACGGUUGCAUCAGAGGCGGCGUUUAGUGUAGGAGGUAGGGUGAUUGAUGAGACACGUGCUUCAUUACUUCCAGAUAUUGUGGAGGCCUUGAUCACUUGCAAUGAUUGGAUUGAAUCAACCAAAAAUAGAAAUGUAGAAGAAUGCAGACAUGAGUAGAUGGAUUGAAUUGAAUCGAAUCACUUGAAGUAGAUGGGUUUGAUAAUGAGCUUAACAAAGCGGUUGCUAUUAAAGUUAUUGACUUGGAAGAAUCAUGUUUUGGUGGCUGAUGUUAUCGUAGUAGAAGCAAAGAACAAGAGAAGAUACUGAAGAACUAAUAGAGAAGAC
Molecule: messenger RNA, 1513 nt
Organism: Camellia sinensis
Lineage: Eukaryota; Viridiplantae; Streptophyta; Magnoliopsida; Ericales; Theaceae
Source: RefSeq, a predicted model, not a curated record